Messenger RNA from Parasteatoda tepidariorum (common house spider), 1295 nucleotides. Its product is annotated as 45 kDa calcium-binding protein. Gene Ontology annotation, biological process: calcium-ion regulated exocytosis. The record is from RefSeq and is a predicted model, not a curated record. NCBI's taxonomy places the organism in Eukaryota, Metazoa, Arthropoda, Arachnida, Araneae, Theridiidae. Gene Ontology annotation, cellular component: endoplasmic reticulum. Gene Ontology annotation, molecular function: calcium ion binding.
GACUGGCAACGAUUGCGUUAUUGUGGUUGUCAUGGAGGAAAAUGAAACUAACAAAAGAUAUAUUAGCCAACAUUAGUGAUGUUUUAGUUUAUGGAAAUUAUUUUAAGUUACAAAUUGCUUUGGAAAUUCAAUAAUUGGCUAUGUAGCUUUGUUUUGAAAUGAAUCGAAUAAUUUUCCGCCCGAGUUUCUGUGAUAUUUUGCAAUUCUUUUUUAUUUUCUUUACGUUUCACAUUUUUAUUUCUUCUGUCAGAAGUAUUCCAAUGCAUUUGUUGUCGUCUAAAUCAAAUUCAACCCUAAUAAUGAAAGGCGUACUUUCAGAAUCUUUGCUCAAUUAUGACGCAAUAAAGCCUCCAGAUCAUUUACAAGGCAUAAAAAUGGAGCGAGAUGGACAUAUCAACAAAAAUUUUAGGAAAGAAAUCAUUCUGGGUAAUCUUAGUGAGAGUGGAACUGAAGAUGAAAAACUUCUAGUUUCUGUUCAUCGAAAAGCAGAUACGAAUCAUGACGGAUUUUUAAGUGAAACAGAAUUGGAAAAAUGGAUUAACAAGAAAGUCAAAGAGCAUUUUCAUAAAGCUGUUAGAGAAAACUUUAUAAUAUUUACUUCACUUGACAAAGAUCAUAAUGGUCGUGUUAGUUGGGAUGAAUAUCAUGUAAACUUUAUGGUGGAACAAGGAUUCAAUCAUAGUUAUGCAUCAAAACAUCCUGAACAUCAUAAAACAUUAAAAAGAAAAGUGAAAGAAAAAAUUUUGUUAGACAAGGCAGCUUGGUCAGAAGCUGCCAAUUCUGAUCCAGAAGCUCUCAACAUUGACGAGUUUUUAACAUUUCGUCAUCCUGAACAUAGCCAUGUCUCACUUAUCAAUAUGGUUAAUGACAUUAUUGGUAGCUUAGAUGACAAUGGAGAUGAAAUGUUGUCAGAACAAGAGUUUAUGGAGAUGCCAGAUCCAGAUGAAACAAAUCACUCAACAGCUGAAUGGAAACAGCAAAGACUUAAGGAAUUUCGGGAGAGUAUCGAUGUAAAUCAUGACGGAAAAGUGACAAGAGAAGAGUUAAUAAUGUAUAAUGAUCCAGAAAAUCCUGUUCAUUCUAAGACUGAGGCUAGGAAACUUAUAAGAUUAGCAGACUCAGACAGAGAUCAGCUGUUAUCUUUAAAGGAAGUUCUCGCAAAGAAAGAUGUGUUUCUUGGAAGUAAAAUGAUAGACACUGCACGUAGCUUUCACGAUGAAUUCUAAUCUGUGAUAUUGUUGUGAUUUGUUUCAACUUUAGUAUUGUUUUUUAGAAAUAAAUAUAUUUUACAGUUA